UGAGAAAGAGAGAGAAAGAAAGAAAGAGGUACAUUGACCGUGAACCUCAUUACUCAUCAAAACCUUUCUCUCUCCGCUUGCUUUGUAUAGAGAGAAGUGGGUCAGAGAACAGACGUCGUGUUCAGGCAAUCCAUGUGCUUACAUAGAAGUUAGAGACGCAGAAACAAGAAGAAGAAGAAGAAGAAGAAGAAAUACAGAAAGAAACAGGGGAAAGAAACCAGUGAUACCAACAGUGAACAGUGGUAUUAGUUUUUGAGUUGAAAUUAGUAGAGAAAGAGACAUUGAAGAAGAAGUUAGAAAAAUGAAGGAAUCAGGGGGAGGAGAUGGAUUUGUAAGAGCAGAUCAAAUUGAUCUAAAGAGUUUAGAUGAACAAUUGGAGAGACAUUUAAACAGAGUAAGAACUAUGGAAAAUAGAAGAGAUGAUCAAGGAGUAGGAUCAAUAGGAGGAUUAGGAUUAGGAGGAGGAGGGCAGAGAAGAAAUAGCAGUUUCAAUGAAAGGGUGACUGCUAAAGAAGAAUGGGAAAUUGAUCCUUCAAAACUACUUAUUAAAACUGUUAUUGCUAGAGGUACUUUUGGUACUGUCCAUAGAGGUGUUUAUGAUGGCCAAGAUGUUGCAGUUAAACUGCUUGAUUGGGGAGAAGAAGGCCAUAGAACAGAAGCUGAAAUUACAUCACUUAGGGCAGCAUUUUCACAAGAAGUAGCUGUCUGGCAUAAACUCGAUCACCCUAAUGUGACUAAGUUUAUAGGGGCUAUGAUGGGCCACGGAGAACUGAACAUACAGACAGAUAGUGGUCAAAUUGGCAUGCCAAGUAAUAUCUGUUGUGUGGUUGUUGAAUAUCUUGCCGGGGGUGCGCUUAAGACUUACCUUAUAAAGAAUCGAAGAAGAAAAUUGGCUUUCAAAGUUGUCGUCCAACUGGCACUGGAUCUUGCAAGAGGGUUGAGUUAUCUCCACUCCCAGAAGGUUGUUCACAGAGAUGUGAAAACAGAAAACAUGCUUUUGGACAAGACCCGCACAGUAAAAAUUGCUGACUUUGGGGUUGCUCGUGUUGAAGCUCAAAACCCGAAUGAUAUGACUGGCGAGACCGGGACCUUAGGCUACAUGGCUCCUGAGGUCCUUAAUGGAAACCCUUAUAACAGGAAAUGCGAUGUCUAUAGUUUCGGUAUCUGCUUGUGGGAGAUAUAUUGUUGUGACAUGCCAUAUCCUGAUCUCAGUUUCUCGGAAGUGACAUCAGCUGUUGUCCGCCAGAAUUUGAGGCCGGAGAUACCACGAUGUUGUCCAAGUUCGAUUGCAAAUGUAAUGAAGAGAUGUUGGGAUGCAAAUCCUGAUAAACGACCAGAGAUGGAUGAGGUGGUUUCCUUGUUGGAGGCCAUUGACACGUCAAAAGGUGGAGGUAUGAUCCCUCCUGAUCAGCAGCAGAAUUGCUUCUGUUUCCGUAAGAGUCGAGGGCCUUGAAGAAGUGGUCAUUUCUUCAUUAAAAUGGGUGGUACUCAGAAUAUAUAUUUAUAUAUACAGCUAAUACGGAGAUAGCUAGGUUAGAGAUCUGUACUUGAUGAACGUGGAGCUUUGCCUUUGACAGAUGAUGAGGUAGUAUUGUGGGACUAGGGGAAAAUUAGGUGGAGAACUGAGCAAGUUGUUUAUCCCUUCAUUUAAAACCAUUGUAACGUGUCUUCCUUUUCUUCCUUUGGAAUGUGUUACAAAUGUGAGUUGCCGAUUAGCUUGGUACUUACAAGUGACAUGUAUGAAGAUGAAGAAGUAAUCUGACUCGCAUAUUUUGUUGACACUUUUCUCUGCCAUGUUUGCAGUCGCUUGACUUUCUUGUUUUGGGCUUUUAAUUCAAUUUAUCUAUUCUAAUGUGUGAAGGCAA
Molecule: messenger RNA, 1865 nt
Organism: Papaver somniferum (opium poppy)
Lineage: Eukaryota; Viridiplantae; Streptophyta; Magnoliopsida; Ranunculales; Papaveraceae
Product: serine/threonine-protein kinase STY13-like
Exons: 6
Coding region: 302-1453 (383 amino acids)
Biological process (GO): protein phosphorylation
Cellular component (GO): plasma membrane
Molecular function (GO): protein kinase activity; ATP binding
Source: RefSeq, a predicted model, not a curated record